Melopsittacus undulatus (budgerigar) is the source of this 2567-nucleotide messenger RNA. RefSeq names its product basic helix-loop-helix ARNT like 2 (gene BMAL2). Gene Ontology annotation, biological process: regulation of transcription by RNA polymerase II. Gene Ontology annotation, cellular component: aryl hydrocarbon receptor complex; cytoplasm; transcription regulator complex. Bases 106 to 1980 code for a protein of 624 amino acids. NCBI's taxonomy places the organism in Eukaryota, Metazoa, Chordata, Aves, Psittaciformes, Psittaculidae. The record is from RefSeq and is a predicted model, not a curated record. The transcript is spliced from 17 exons. Gene Ontology annotation, molecular function: DNA-binding transcription factor activity, RNA polymerase II-specific; protein dimerization activity; RNA polymerase II cis-regulatory region sequence-specific DNA binding.
CCUCCCCCGGGCCGGCGGGACCGGCUGCCGCUGCUCACCUCAGCUCACCUCCCGCAUGUCAGCGGGGCUGGGGGCGCUGUGGAGCGCUGCCACGGGCCGCCCGCCAUGGCCGAGGCAGGAGCGGCGAGCGCCGAGGGGGCCGAGGAGGAGCGGCGGGGCCCUGAAGAUAAUUUCUCAAUAGAUGGAAACUCAUGCAUUGCUUCUGGAGUCCCCAGCCUCAUGAAUCCAGUAACUAAGCCUGCUACCACUACUUCUUUCAAUGCUUCUGUGGCUGAGAUUCCAAGGAAGCGUAAAGGAAGUGAUUCUGAUAACCAAGAUACAGUUGAAGUUGAUGGUGAUCUUCAGAAAAGGAGUGAAGAUGAAGAACAUGUUAAAAUAAAAGAUUUCAGAGAGGCUCACAGUCAAACAGAGAAACGAAGAAGAGACAAAAUGAAUAAUUUGAUAGAGGAAUUAUCUGCUAUGAUACCUCAGUGCAAUCCAGUGGCACGAAAGCUAGACAAGCUUACAGUGUUAAGGAUGGCUGUGCAGCACUUAAAAUCUUUAAAAGGUUCCACUAGCUCCUAUACAGAAGUCCGGUAUAAACCUUCAUUUCUAAAGGAUGAUGAGCUCCGACAGUUAAUCCUUAGGGCAGCAGAUGGAUUCCUAUUUGUGGUUGGGUGCAACAGAGGAAAAAUUUUGUUUGUCUCGGAAUCGGUUUGCAAAAUACUGAAUUAUGAUCAGGCCAGUUUAAUUGGACAGAGUUUGUUUGAUUACUUGCAUCCAAAAGAUGUUGCAAAAGUCAAGGAGCAACUUUCUUCUUCGGAUGUCUCUCCGAGGGAGAAGCUCGUAGAUGGGAAAACUGGCUUGCAAGUACACACAGAUUUUCAAGCCGGACCAGUUCGACUGAAUUCUGGUGCUCGACGUUCCUUCUUCUGUCGGAUAAAAUGUAGCAGGACCACAGUCAAAGAAGAAAAGGAAUGCGUGCCCAACCCAAAUAAGAAAGAUCACAGAAAAUACUGUACCAUUCAUUGCACUGGGUAUAUGAAGAACUGGCCUCCUAAUGAGGUGGGAGUAGAAGAGGAAACUGAUGUGGAAAAGGACAGUAGUAACUUUAACUGUCUUGUUGCAAUUGGGAGGCUACACCCUUAUAUUGUUCCACAGAAGAGUGGAGAGAUAAAAGUCAAAGCAACAGAAUUCGUUACACGGUUUGCCAUGGAUGGAAAAUUUGUUUAUGUAGAUCAGCGUGCAACAGCAAUUUUAGGGUAUCUGCCACAAGAGCUUCUAGGAACUUCAUGUUAUGAGUACUGCCAUCAAGAUGAUCACAAUCAUCUAGCUGAAAAACAUAAAGAAGUGUUGCAGAAUAAAGAAAAAGUAUUUACAAAUUCCUACAAAUUUAGAGCAAAAGAUGGGACUUUUGUUACUUUAAAGAGUCAGUGGUUUAGUUUCAUGAAUCCGUGGACCAAAGAACUGGAAUACAUUGUAUCAAACAACACUGUGGUAUUAGGUCAUAACGAGUCAGCUGAAGAUGAGGUCCUCUACAGUUCCCAGCCUGCAGAAGAUGCUGUAAAACAGUCUUUAGUAAAUGUACCUGGAAUGUCCUCUGGAACAGUUCUUGGUGCCGGAAGUAUAGGAACUGAAAUUGCAAAUGAAAUAUUAGAAUUGCAAAGGUUACAUUCUUCACCAUCUGAGGAAUUAAGUCCAUCACAUCUCUUGAGAAAGUCACCUUCUCCAGCUUUAACUGUAAACUGCAGCAAUGUGCCAAAUAAGGAGUUGAUUCAGUUAUGUCCUUCGGAAUCAGAAGUUACAGAGACUUCAGAACAAAACCAGGGUGCUAGUCCAUAUCCCAGUAAUGAACCUCUCCUCUGUGGUAAUUCUCAGCUGGACUUUGAUGCAAUGUGUGAAAAUGAUGACACUACUAUGACAGCUCUUAUGAACUACUUGGAGGCUGAUGGGGGACUUGGGGAUCCAGUGGAACUCAGUGAUAUACAAUGGGCUCUCUAGUUUUGCUUUUUCAAAAUAAGAAGGAAUGUAAGAUCCGUAAUGCACAACAACCAUACAUCCUCAGUACUGUAUUAUAAUUUUGUAAUGUCUCAUUUGAAUUCAUACUUACUGUCUAUAGAUUUCUAAAGACUGAAGCCUUGUUCAGAGAGAGACAGUUUCUUCUGAUGCACCUAUGGAAAAAUGCAAUAUUUUUUUCAUGAUGGGGAAACCUUGAAAUUUUAAUAUUGAACCAUCUGUAACUGGAAUGCUUAAAACACUAUAUUUUUGCUAAGAAGCUUUAACCAAAAGGUACUGUACAGUGUACAGGAAUACUUUUUCUUAGUUUUAAUACUUAAACCUUUUAUUUAUUGUUUUUCUUUCAAAUGGUAGACUAUUGAUUAUCCAUGUUGCUUUCUGUAGAAUGUACUGUACUUACACAGUUUAUUUGUAACUAUUAAAUUUCACUGAAAUGAUGAAUUGCACACACUACACUUGUAAAAUAAGGUAUUGUAAUUCUUGAAUGAAGCAGUUUGUGAUUCCUUGUCCUUUUCAGAAGUGCAAUUUUUGUAGUCAAAAGUAAAAAUAAAGCAUACAGCUCUGGGAGCAAG